UGCUCUCCUCUCUCUUCCCAUCUCUCUUUCUUGCUUUCUUUCUCUCUCUCGCUUUCGCACCCUGUGCCUCGCCUCCUUCUCCGUCUCCUCCACAUUCUGCUCCUCCAUCCCCGCGGAUGCCUCAGCCUUGCACCCCCCCGUCCCAGGAUCCCGGCAAAUGGUCGCCAUCCCCGGCAACUCUGGACGCAGCAAAAAGGCGCACCGCUCCGUUGUGAUCUGAUCUGUGCACACUGCGGUUUGACUUGAGAGAGAGAGGCGGACCAGGGGCACAAGGGAAACACGAGGGGAAGCCGGACGCCGACAGUGGCCAGGAUCACACUUCGCAAUGCCGGUGCCCGAGCAGCCUGCGGAGCAGGAGAAGGGUGCCAUGGUUGCCCCUGUGACGCCAGCCUCCAAUGGAGCCCGAUCUGAGGCAGAGACGACCUCCUCCAUCCUCGCCUCUGUCAAAGAGCAGGAGCUUCAGUUUGAACGCCUGACCAGGGAACUUGAAGCUGAGCGUCAGAUUGUCGCCACUCAGCUGGAGAGAUGCAAACUGGGAUCAGAGGCAGGCAGCAUGAGCAGCAUCAGUUCAACAGAUGAGCAGUUUCGCUGGCACACUCAAGCUGAUGGACAAAAGGAUAUUGAGGAAGAGCUGACCACUGGUUUGGAGUUGGUGGAUUCCUGCAUUCGCUCCCUCCAGGAAUCAGGAAUACUCGACAGUGCACCACGACCGGCUCUUCUUUCCCAGAGUUCCUUGCAGCUCAACUCCACCCCGGAGGCUUCGCUCCAGUACUCUGCCAGCUACCAUAGCAACCAGACCCUCGCCCUUAGCGACAGCAUCUCCGCAGCAACUCCUCAGCGCAGCGGGCAGGUUGGAGGAGCCGUGCACAGCUACAACCAGGUGACAUCUAGUCGUGCCGCCCAGCAGCAGCAAUCACAAUUUGGGGCAGGGUCAGGUAUCUACUACUCCAGCUCCACCUUACCCACCCAGCGUAUCAGUUCCCCUCUGUCUGGAGGAGGAGGAGCCUCGGGACCCGGUUCCCCAGGUAAACUCCAACGGCUGGGAUCAGCCUCCGACGCACCGGGGUACUCUACCACUCAGCGCCUGCCUUCCUCCUCCUCUCCCAGCAAACAGUCUCCUGCUAAUCGGCUGGCCAAGUCAUACAGCAGCACAGUUUCUGUGACAACAGCAGGAGGGGGCGUAUCUCCCCUGAAGGUCGCAUCUCCACCCAACUCUCCAGCAGCAGGGGGAGGGGCCGGCUCAUCAUCGUCCCCUCUUCACCAGAUGAGUUCGGGCAUAGGGAGCUAUGCCACUCUGUCUCCCAAGCGACUGGCAGCUCACCAAGCUUCUGACCAGUACAAGAUCUCCCACGAGCUCUACGCUACUGCUACACUGCAGAGGCCUGGCAGUGUGGCAGGCUCUCGUGGCUCCUACAGUAGUCAGCACAGUCAGGAGCUUCUUCGGCCUUUGGGGUCCCCAGAGCACCACAUUGAUCCCAUCUAUGAAGAACGUGUCUACCACAACAAGGGCCUCAUGAGGAGCCUGAGCCAGAGCCAGGGGCCGGACACAGGCCCCUAUCGCAACAACAACACCGCUCCCUCCUCCCCUGGUGUCGACUCCGCCCCUUUGCAGCGCACAGGAAGUCACAGCACAGGAACAGGGAACUACAACCGUGGCGGGACCAACAACUACGCCACAGUGGGACCAGGCUACACCUCAAGCGUUGGUGGAGGAGAGGUGUACGGCUCGGACCCCUAUGUGGCGGACACCUAUCGCACCCUGCAGUACUGCCCCUCAGUGGUGGAAUCCCCCUACAGCAAGUCUGGACCAGCCCUGCCGCCUGAAGGCAGCCUGCAGCGCUCACCUUCCAUCGACUCGAUUCAGAAAGACCCCAGAGAGUUCGGGUGGAGAGAUCCGGAGCUGCCAGAGGUGAUCCAGAUGUUACAGCACCAGUUUCCAUCGGUGCAGUCCAAUGCUGCAGCCUACCUACAGCAUCUCUGCUUUGGAGACAACAAGAUCAAAGCUGAGAUCCGCAGACAGGGAGGGAUCCAGCUGCUGGUCGACCUACUGGACCACAGGAUGAGUGAGGUUCACCGUAGCGCCUGUGGAGCCUUGAGGAACCUGGUGUACGGCAAGGCCAACGAUGAGAACAAAGUGGCCCUGAAGAACUGCGGCGGGAUUCCAGCCUUGGUCCGCCUGCUGAGGAAAACUGGAGAUGUGGAGAUCAGAGAGCUGGUCACAGGUGUGCUUUGGAACCUGUCGUCAUGUGAUGCUCUGAAGAUGCCGAUCAUCCAGGACGCUCUGGCCGUUCUCACCAAUAGCGUCAUCAUACCCCACUCUAACUGGGACUCCUCCCCCAAUCACCAUGACGACCGCAAGCUCCAUCUUCAUACCUCCCAGGUGCUGCGCAAUGCUACAGGGUGUCUCAGGAAUGUAAGCUCCGCCGGUGAGGAGGCGAGGCGCAGGAUGAGGGAGUGUGACGGCUUGACAGAUGCUCUGCUCUACGUCAUCCAGACCUCUCUGGGCAGCAGCGAGAUCGACAGCAAGACUGUGGAGAACUGUGUUUGCAUCCUGAGGAACCUGUCGUACCGUUUGGCCGCCGAGACAUCCCACGGCCAGCAGGGGGGUUUAGAAGAGCUGGACGGCCUGCUUUGCGACGCCAACUGCCGCGACGGAGAGAGCUCUGGCUGCUGGGGCAAGAAGAAGAAGAAAAAGAAGGGAGUUGAUCAGUGGGAUGGCGUGGGCCCCUUUCCGGACACAGCACAGCCACCCAAAGGAGUUCAGAUGCUGUGGCACCCCACCAUCGUCAAACCAUACCUCACCCUGCUGUCUGAAUGCUCCAACCCCGACACCCUGGAGGGAGCCGCCGGCGCUCUGCAGAACCUAGCCGCAGGCAGCUGGAAGUGGUCGGUGUACAUCCGGGCUGCUGUACGUAAGGAGAAAGGCCUUCCAAUCCUGGUGGAGUUACUGAGGAUAGACAAUGACAAGGUGGUGUGUGCCGUGGCCACCGCUCUCAGAAAUAUGGCCCUGGACAUCAGGAACAAGGAGCUCAUUGGUAAAUAUGCCAUGAGAGAUUUGAUCCAUCGGUUACCUGGCUGCAGUAGCAGCAGCAACAAUAAUGCCACCAGCAGUGGGACCAUCGGCCCUGCCAGCAAGGCCAUGUCAGACGAUACGGUAACUGCCAUCUGCUGUGCACUGCACGAAGUCAUCACCAAGAACAUGGAGAACGCCAAAGCCCUGCGUGAUGCUGGUGGCAUAGAAAAACUCAUCGGCAUUGCUCGCAGCAAAGGAGACAAACACUCAGCAAAGGUGGUAAAGGCAGGCUCUCAGGUCCUCAGCAGUAUGUGGCAGUACAGAGACCUGCGCUCCCUCUACAAGAAGGACGGUUACGCCCAGUAUCACUUUGUGGGCUCUGCCUCAACGAUAGAGAGAGACAGACAGAGGCCCUACUCCUCCUCACGAACUCCCUCCGUCUCCCCUGUCAGGACGUCCGCUAAUAACCGCUCUGCAAGUGCUCCAGCCUCCCCCAGAGAGAUGAUGAGUCUGAAGGAACGCAAGAUGGACUAUGAUUCCACGGCAACCAAUGCUGGUUUCCAUAGCAACAAAGGAGAGCACACAUCCCGGAAAGACGGCAUGGCAGUUCAAGUGUCCUGUGGAACAUCUACAUUGUUCCGAAACUCUUACCUGACCGCCAGUGACGACAUCAAGCAAAACCAGGCUCCGGCCCAGCCCUGCGUCAUGCCCCCCAUGCCCCAGCAGGACAGCCCGUCAGCAGCCGUGUUAAAGGACUACGACCCCUACCCUCCCCCUCCUUCCUUCCCCCAGCCUCAGCCGCCGCAGCCGCCACCCCACAGCCAGAGUCGGAGCUUCAGUGAUGUCUACUACGAGGACCAGGGACCUCCACCUACACCUCCUCCUCCUCCAUCCCAGCCACAGCCUCAGAUCCAGGUGCAGGCGCCACCUCAGGCACAACCCCAGCAGCCUCCAAGCACCGCCGGACCGCCCCGAGACCCACGGGAGGACCUGCGCAUGCAUCUGGGCCUCAAAUCCACCGGCAACUACGUCGACUUCUACUCAGCCUCUCGGCCGUACAGUGAACUGAAUUACGAGACCAGCCACUACCCGGCCUCGCCUGACUCCUGGGUCUAGUUAGACUAUGAUGAUGAGGGGGUGGGGGUGGCAGAGAGAGAGUCUGUGUGUGCGAGUGUGAAAGAGAUUAUCUUUGCAAGCGAUCAACAGCAGAUUAACACAAAAUGACAGGAGGUGGCGUGUUGAAACGGGAUCUUGUAUCCAGUGGCAGGACAUUAGUGUUCUCUAAAUUAAGGGGGAAGACAGAGCUAGAUUGGGUUAAGAAAUGAAGUCAGGUCGAGUGACAAAGAGACACUGUGCAUGUGCAUGCAGAAAUUUUUUCGACUUUUCUUUUUCUUUUUCCCCCAGACAGCUUUAUUUCUCCAACUCCAUUGCACACUUGAGUAGAUAAAAUGGGAUUAGAUAUGAAGACGUGUGUUUGAAAGGGUGAGAGAGAAGUGAGCAGGAGAAUACAGCAAGAGAGAAAAUUACAGAGAGAGUGGAGAGAGUACGCAGAGACCUAGAGAAGAGGAGAGAGAUGGGAUCAAGACAUAAUGGGGAGCGGACGAGGGCGAGCUCUUACUCUGUAGGAGCAGGAAGUGACCUGACCUUUUGUUGAAGACAGAGGAGGAGAGGACAGGUGUGAGGGUUCUUAAGGAGGUCAGGAGGAAUAAAAGCACAGGAAAAAAAAGAAAUCACAUCAGGCACAAGGCGAGAAAUGGAUGUGUGACAAACGUAGCACUGCUUUAUCUCCUUCCCCCUCUUCCUUUUUUUUGUUGCUAUGGCCCUACAGGGGCUUCUGAAUUUGUUCGCAAGGAAUGUCAUCUUCAAUAGACUUCUUUGUUGUCAUCAUUCUUUCACAGCUUUUUUUAUUUGUACUUUUCUAAAUUUUCACUUUCACGAAAGCAUUUUUAUUUUGUGUACAGUUUAAAGGUGAUACAGUGUGUAUAUUACACAUGUUUUUGAUGGGGCCCACUUGUGCAAAUGUGAUUUGUUUUCCUCCCAUGACAUGGCAUACUGACUGAAACAACAAAAGCAACAAAAAUAAGUGAAAUGCGAACACAAGAAGCAUAAAAGACAGACACUGUCAUGAUGGAUGUCAGUGGACGUCUUUGUUUUGCCCUUUUCCGAGCCGGAGAGGAAACCCUGCAGUGUUUGUGUUUUUCUCCAUCAAAUGAAUUUCAUUGUGGACAUGCUCAAAUGGCAGGAGCAGCAGUUCAAGGCUGCCAGAGCAUCAGAUUGGCAGAACGGGAUCGCUCCCGAGCCCCCUGUCAACAAAAGUGCUUUUUCACUGCCUAAAGAAUACACGUGUAUGUUUAAAGCACACUCUCUUUGUCUUUUCCUUUUGGGGAGACGAUAUGUUUGACCAUGUCAACUCUCCGUGGUUUCUCAUCAUCACUCGUGCAUAAAAACUGGUCCGUCUCACAAGAGCCACCGUGACUAUUGUACAUUUCAGUGUGCGGUAGAGAUAGAGGAAGAGAGAGACUUGACAUUGUGCCAAACUUUGACACCCCGUGGACGAGUUCGCGAGGACUUUAAAAGAACAUUCUGUCGAAGUUUUCCGACGAUGGAUGGGCGACUCCCUCUGCUGUUUGUGACGUUUAUUUUCUUGUGUUUUGAUCAGGUAAAGCCGUACUUAUUGCUGGGAUCACGGGUAACAUCUCCCUCCCAUAGAUGUACAGACCUGCCUCUCUGUGUUGGCUGAGCAUGUGUGGGCGUGCGUGUGUUGGAACACAUGUGUGCGUGCGUUUGUGUACGUGUGCAUGUAUGUGACUGAAUGUGUGGCCCGUGUGAGUACAAGUAAACCUGAGCGAGCGUAUCUAUGCAUGCAUGUGUGUAGUAGUGUGUGCGUUUGCCUCUGUUGCGUGUAUGUGUGUGUGAGUUCCUGUAUAAAUCAAUGUCCAAUCAAGGCAUUCCUACCGACAGUUUGUCCAGUUUUACAACAUGAAAAACUAAAAAUCACUAGAAUGAAUUGUUGAUAUAGAAUGACAAAUCUAUGAAUAUAAAUAUAAAUAUAUAUAUAAUUUUUAUGUGCAGAUGUCAGUGUCACUAAAUGCAACAAAUGUCCGCAGAGAAAAAAUGAUGAUGUGCUGUACAACAGGACUCUUGUUCACUUGACCUAAACAUGGAAGCUGCUGAUCGGGCCCCACUCUCCCCCCCCCCCUCCCCUCCCCCAAUCGAGACAAAAGAGAAAUCCCACCUGAAGAUGCUCAGGCUCUGGUGCGAGUUGUGUGUUUAUUGUGUGUCCAUGCUUCUUAGAUGACCCUGCUGAGAGAGGACCGUACCGUACUUGAACACAAGGAAAAAUAAAAAAGACUCUUUGCAAUCAAAUGC
Molecule: messenger RNA, 6382 nt
Organism: Pseudoliparis swirei
Lineage: Eukaryota; Metazoa; Chordata; Actinopteri; Perciformes; Liparidae
Gene: ctnnd2a
Product: catenin (cadherin-associated protein), delta 2a
Exons: 25
Coding region: 326-4129 (1267 amino acids)
Biological process (GO): cell-cell adhesion; cell-cell junction assembly; dendritic spine morphogenesis
Cellular component (GO): plasma membrane; cytoplasm; postsynaptic density
Molecular function (GO): cadherin binding
Source: RefSeq, a predicted model, not a curated record